Messenger RNA from Striga asiatica, 1246 nucleotides. NCBI's taxonomy places the organism in Eukaryota, Viridiplantae, Streptophyta, Magnoliopsida, Lamiales, Orobanchaceae. The record is from the annotation of a GenBank genome assembly.
UUAUAUUGACAUAUAUAAAUUUUUGGAAUAUCAGUUGCGUUCGAUCGUGCGAGAGCUUGAUUCCCGGUCAUUCGUCUAUGAAGGAUAGAAUAGUAUUCAUACAAGAAUGGGAAACCACAUGAGCAAGAAGCCAACGGUCUCGAACCCUAUGAUGAACACUACUCUUCACUACACAACCGAUCAUCUCUCCUCAUACGAGGCUGCAUGCAAAAUCGACCUCGAGUUACAGUCCUUUGACACCACACUCCAAACGCGGACUAAAACUGUCAUCAACUCACUUGCUGAAGGCAUUGAGGUCAAGGCUUUAUCCUUCGAAUCCCUCAAACAAACCACAGAGUGCCUCCUCGAACUAAACCAAGAAGUUGUCAAGGUGAUCCUUGACUGCAAGAAAGACAUAUGGAAAAACGAGGAACUAUUCGAUCUGGUGGAAGAAUACUUCGACAAUAGCCUUAAAACGCUCGAUUUCUGCGCAUCCCUCGAAAAAUGCCUCAAGCGCGCGCGUGACAGUCAGCUCCUCCUCAAAGUUGCCCUCCAGCUGUUCGAAGAGGAGAACGAGGGGCAAAAUGGUCACAGCGCGGAAAAAUACACAAAAACCCUUUCGGAGCUCCGAAACUUCCGGGCCGCGGGCGACCCGUUUACCGACGAGUUCUUCCAGAUCUUCCAAUCGGUUUACCAGCAUCAGAUCCAGAUGCUGGAAAAGCUCCAGUCGAGGAAAACCCGGCUCGACCGGCGGCUCAAGUACAUACGCUCGUGGCGGAGGAUCUCCGGCGCCAUCUUCGCCGCCACUUUCGCGGCCGUCCUCAUCUGCUCCGUCGUGGCGGCGGCCGUGGCGGCGCCGCCGGUGGCGGCCGCGGUGGCGGCGGCGGCCUCCGUCCCGUUGGGGUCGAUGGGGAAGUGGAUCGACUCUCUAUUGAAGAAUUACGAGGCGGCGGUGAAAGGGCAGAAAGAGGUGGUGAGCUCGAUGAAUGUCGGGACUUACGUGGCAAUUAAGGAUCUGGACAGUAUUCGGGUGCUGAUUGAUAGGCUGGAGCUUGAUAUCGAGUCGCUAAUGGGAAGUGCCGAUUUCGCGAAUGAUGAGAAUGGAGGGGCACAGGUGAAAAUAGCGGUGGAGGAGAUUAGGGCCAGGCUGGAGGGGUUUAUGAGCAAUAUCGAGGAGUUGGGGGUGCAGGUGGAUAAUUGCGGCAGGGACAUUCGGAGGGCAAGGACUGUGAUUCUACAGAGGAUUAUUAAACAUCCUCAGAAGUGA